UACGCGACGCGACUUCGCGUGAAAGUCACAGCCAAUCACCUGCGGUAUAAUUUCAAUGAAGGAGAAAAGAAGAUUUGGUUCAUGUUUUUAGCUUAUGCAGCUCAAGCUUGAACGGUCUCUAGCGCCUCUGCUCUGCUCUACUCUACCGCCAUUUCCCGAAUGGCUUCAAUCUUUACUCUUCCACGUCCAACCCUUUCUCUUUACUUUCCAAAAUAUCGCAAGGUGUUUAAUUGCAAUGUAUUGCAAAGUCCAUUCCUUAAAGAUUGGAACCUUGGGUUUUCCAGAAAGGAGAGGUUCGAACCCUUUACUUCAACAGCUUCCAUAGAGUUGAGGAGAAGGAGGAGAACUUUGAUCUGUGCAGUCAACCAAGAUGCCGAGAAAGCUUUUAAGAAGACUGUAGAAGUGGAUAGACUCAUUGAUAUGUUGAGGGAGGCAAACCCGAGUGAACUUCAGAAACUUGUCGUUGAAAAUAUCCUUGCGUUCAAUGAGACCUUCUGGAUACGACUUGCUGCAAGAAGUGACACCUGCAAAUCCGAUGAUGAUAAAAAAGAUUAUGAGGAAUUGGCUACUGCUGUAAUGAGCAUAGUCGAUCGCAUUGUUCACAAGACCCAUGAAAAGAUUGAUUCAGCAACCGAUGUUCUCAAGGAGAUCUUGGAACCUGCAGUCAACGAGGAGGAAGAGACUCCUUGGCCUCCUAAAGAUCCCGAGGCUCUCAAAACAAUGGAGAAAAAAAUAUUUCAAAUGGAGCAGGAAGGGAAACUAGACGAAGGUUUCCUUGCAGAAGUCAGCGCACAAUUACGGCAAGCGAAAGAAGAUGCGGAUAAGCCAGGCCUUGAGGCUAUGUUGCAAAAGGUUCUGCAGCUCUAUGCUUCUACAGUUCUUUCAAAGCGUAGUUAUGCGAAGAAAGGGAAUGAAGUGUUGAAGGCUGAACAGUUUCUCGAAACAGUGAUAAAAGCUCCUGAGCAAGAAUGGAACAAGCUUUUGAUUGAUGGAUUAGCUGUUGGUAAAGGAGAAAUUUCAGCAGAAGAUUUUUAUGCUGUAAUCAAGAAACGGAUUGAGCGGACUUUAAUCCGAACUGAGGGAGGCUCGUACCAGCAACGUAUUCUAACUGAAUAUUUAAAGGGAAUUGAAUCGAGAGCAGAGGAGGUUGUCCAGUUUCUUCAGGGCAAUACGGCAUAGAAGAAAUGGCAAUUUGCAGAUCUGGAGGCAUGAAAUGUACAUUUUCUGAACAGUUCUAUUGUGCAACAAUGAAUGCUGUUCUAGAAGCUAUGGGAGUAUUGGAGAGCUCCAGGCAGUGUUAUCCCCCAUUGAUCCCCUUCCUUGAUCUCCAUAAUUUUGCUUCUGAUUUGAAUUUUGUGUAUACGUAAUUAAGCCUCAAAACCAUGUUGCUGACUGAAUCACUGUAAUUAUUAGGUAAUGCUAUAAUGCUAUAUUGCUAUGAA
Molecule: messenger RNA, 1442 nt
Organism: Gossypium arboreum
Lineage: Eukaryota; Viridiplantae; Streptophyta; Magnoliopsida; Malvales; Malvaceae
Exons: 12
Coding region: 160-1179 (339 amino acids)
Source: RefSeq, a predicted model, not a curated record